Messenger RNA from Plectropomus leopardus (leopard coralgrouper), 1363 nucleotides. RefSeq names its product neuromedin U receptor homolog nmur-2-like. Gene Ontology annotation, cellular component: plasma membrane. The record is from RefSeq and is a predicted model, not a curated record. Gene Ontology annotation, biological process: G protein-coupled receptor signaling pathway. NCBI's taxonomy places the organism in Eukaryota, Metazoa, Chordata, Actinopteri, Perciformes, Serranidae. Gene Ontology annotation, molecular function: G protein-coupled receptor activity.
GAAGGAGGGAGAUUACCACUGCUGUGUUUGUAUGUUUUGGUAAAGCUGCUUCAUCCUUCAUUUCUACAUCUAGAAGUUCUCAACCAGCUGCCUCAUCAUGAACCUCUCGGAACAGAUUUCACUCCUCUUCAGCUGUAACGUCAGCCCCAGCGAGAAGCCACAGCUAGAUAUUAGUGUGACCAAAAGGGAGCCGCUGACAAUUGCUGUCCCAAUGACCAUCUUCUACAGCAUUAUCUUCUUGUCUGGAGUCUUAUUUAAUGGUGUGAGCUUACUGACCCUCCUCAUGGAUGCUCAUAUGAGAGUCAGUGCCAUUCGUUUCUACCUCAUCAGCCUCGUCAUAUCAGACAUUCUGCAGCUGUUGACUAUCCCAGUAACUUUGUAUCGGUACUACUGGGAGAGCUACCCAUGGCGUCUGGGCCAAACAGUAUGCAAAGUCUACUUCAUGGUUCGCCAAGUCUACUGUGCCACCACAAGCUGGGUCAUCAUGACUUUCACCACUGAGCGCUAUGCAGCCAUUUGCCACACCAUGUGGUCUGUCUCCAGCCUGAAGAAGUCUCGGCUGCCAUGCCUUCUUUCUGUAUGGGUCAUUUCUCUGGUCUCAGCAGUACCCUUUGCUCUGGUCUAUGACCAGGCUCGUGCCUGUAUCUUAGACUACACGGCCAAAACACGAGAAGAAGCCUUCCAUGUUUCCACCAUGUGUGAGAUGACAGAGCCGGAUCCUGCAUACAUCUACAAAGGAGCUUUGCUCCUAAGAGCAGGAAUCUUCUUCCUGGUCCCACUGAUCUCCAUCUGUACUCUCUAUCUACUCAUCCUGCUCUACCUGAGGCGGAACGGACGACAAAGGAGAAACAUGGGUCUUACACGGCCAGAUCCGGAGGGAAGGAGAGAAAUUCAGUGCCAUCGAAAUGGAAAGCUACUUUUAAAUGAAAAGAGAGCUCUAAAACUCAUGGGUGCAGUCUUGGUGGCCUUUUUUGUUUGCAACUUUCCAGACAUUGCCUCGUCACUGAUGCAAGUUUAUGUGGUUGUGUGGUCCGACACCGUCCUUUCUGUGUACACAGUCCUGAAAUCAUACUUGUCACUUCCACUGUGGUAUAUCAACGGGGCUCUGGAUCCACUGUUGUUCUGUAUUUCCUCCCACACAUUUCGCAGGGCAUGCUGUAGGACUCUGGGUAGGCUCAGGCUUUACUGCUGGAAGUAUGGGAGCAUGUGGCUGAGGCCGAGAAGUUCUAGUGAAGAAGCAAGCAUGACAGCCAGAGAGAGGAUUGAUGGUAAAUCUCAUAGAGAGAGGGGGGGGGCAAAACGAGACAUACAGUCACUAAAAAAAUCUGAUGAGAGGAGUGAAAAUAGCCGUGAAAAGCAGUGA